AUGAUGCGCAGCCUGACCACGGCCGACAUCGCGUUUCUGCUCUGCACGUCGCUGCAGCAGAAGCAGCAGAGCGGCGCGUGUUUCCGGCUGUCGUUGGCCACCGACUACGGCCUGGCGCUGCAGCUCGGCGCCGACGGCACCAUCGCCGUCAGCCUGCAGCGCCCGCCGGCCCCGGCCCCAGACAAGACUGCCCCCGGCCCCGGCCACGGCGGUCUCGUCCGGCGCGGCAGCGCCAAGGGCCACCACGGCUUCGCCCCACCUCCGGCCCUCGCCGUGCCCGACCACGCCGCCGUGGGCGCCCUGAGCAGCAUCGACGCCAUCCUGCUGAGCCCCGUGUCGGGGUCGUUUGGCGUCUUCGGCGGGGGCGCCGGCACCAUGCCGCCGUGCAAGUCCCCCCCGUGCAAGUCCCCCCCAAUGCCCAGCAGCAACGCCCUUCCCCCGUCAUCAGCACAACAAUCAGCACAACCAUCAGCACAACAAUCAGCAAAGCAAUCAGCACAACCAUCAGCACGACAAUCAGCACAACAAUCAGCACGACAAUCAGCACAACAAUCAGCACAACAAUCAGCACAACAAUCAGCACAACAAUCAGCACCAGUACCCCGCCACAACACAUCCCCCUCGAACCCGAAACGGGUGGGCUAUAAAUACCGCCUGCAGCCCGACUGGACGUCCCCACCAUCCCCGUCGUCAGGCUGCCAUCACUACGUCUUCUACGCAGCGGGGUGGGCAGGCAACCCGGCGCCAGCGCCACCGCCGUUCGGCCACCGCGCGCGGCCGCAGCACGUCGGCGACGCGGACCUCGAGGCGCGCUACGCGCCCGACUGGUUCGACGGCUUCGCCGACUGGACGGAGCGCGCCGACCGCGCCGUCUACGAGGCGGGAUUGCUCCAGAAACAGCGCGGGGUGCGAGGGACUGUUGGGAGUGGGAUUGCGAGUGGGAUUGCGAGUGGGAGCGGCCCGUUUGCCGAUGACGGCGAGCGCGUCCUCUGGGCCGUCGAGGGCCUGCUGCUCGCCUGCUGGCUGUGUCUACAGCCCGAUGUCGAGGCCGUCGAGUAUCGCCCUGCGGCGGACGCGUGGACGCUGGACAAGGGCAAUGUGGGCGACGUGGCGCAACGGUUUCUCACUGCGUUACGGGUCUGA
Messenger RNA from Lasiosphaeria miniovina, 1143 nucleotides. RefSeq lists its product as uncharacterized. Lineage: Eukaryota; Fungi; Ascomycota; Sordariomycetes; Sordariales; Lasiosphaeriaceae. The coding region runs from base 1 to 1143 and encodes 380 amino acids. The transcript has a single exon. The record is from RefSeq and is a predicted model, not a curated record.